This is a messenger RNA of Fomitopsis serialis, 2093 nucleotides long. RefSeq names its product Pkinase-domain-containing protein. Gene Ontology annotation, biological process: protein phosphorylation. Gene Ontology annotation, molecular function: protein serine/threonine kinase activity; ATP binding. The transcript has 6 exons. Lineage: Eukaryota; Fungi; Basidiomycota; Agaricomycetes; Polyporales; Fomitopsidaceae. The coding region runs from base 139 to 1800 and encodes 553 amino acids. The record is from RefSeq and is a predicted model, not a curated record.
GGUCAAGGAUCAGCAUCUCACAUCCGCAUAGCCUCUCUCUUCCACCCACCCUCGACCAGAGCUGUGCUCGGUUUCCUUUCUGCUCUAUACCCUCUCACAUCUGUCUCUUGGAACCAAGGAACCCCAGGAACCCCAACCAUGUCUUGGAGAGGUAUUGGUAAGAAGCCGCGCCCGUCCGCGAACGCUCUGUCCGUGAAUGACGGUGCUGCACGCUCGACCACACCGACGCCUGGCAACCCCAAUGGCGACUCUCUGUCGCGCUCGGGCCUCCUUGCCAUCCGGGUCCUGUGGGCGGAGGGCCUUGCGCUGCCCUCUGGCCAAGGUAUGCCGCCAGCGGUACAAGCUGCGCUGUCCUCCGCGCAGGCGAAGCUCGCCGCGUCUGUGUCGCCCUCGAGUGUCACACAGCAUCGCCUCGCGAACAGGAAGAGUAACAGAGACAGUGUGCAGAGGCAGCAGUGCUGGUGGCUUCCCUACCUGGUCAUGGAAUUCGAGGUCAACCAAGUGCUGAUCACACCACUCGGGGGAGACCUGUCCAAGCCGCUGUACAUGUACGAGACCAACUUCGACGUGUCACGACACUCGGAGAUCUCGAUCCAAUGCUACCUCAGAGCAGAGGAGCCGAAGCGCGGCGGGGACGGAAUUGCCGACGACAUGGGCAAUGACAUCUUCAUGGGCGGUGUGCGGUUCACGCCUGACUUCGAGGACAGUUCCCCAGAUGACCAGUGGUAUGAGCUUGCCGGCGGCGCUGGCAAAAUUCAAAUCGGAGUAGCAUUCAAGCCGAGCUCUGGGCACUCGCUCACGAUCGACGACUUCGAGCUGAUUACCGUCAUCGGGAAGGGCAGCUUCGGGAAAGUGAUGCAAGUGCGAAAACGCGACACGUCGCGCAUCUACGCCCUGAAGACGCUCCGGAAGCAGCACAUCGUCGAGCGCGGUGAGAUCACCCAUACGCUCGCGGAGCGAAUGGUGCUCGCGAGGGUGAACAGCCCGUUCAUUGUACCGCUCAAGUUCAGCUUCCAGUCGGAGCAGAAGCUGUACCUCGUUCUUGCUUUCGUGAAUGGCGGAGAGCUGUUCCACCAUCUGCAGCGCGAGCAGCGAUUCAACGAGGAGCGCAGUCGUUUCUAUAGUGCCGAGCUGCUGUUGGCACUCGAACACCUUCACGAGCUGGACGUUGUCUACCGUGACCUGAAGCCCGAGAAUAUUCUUCUUGACUACACGGGUCACAUAGCGCUCUGUGAUUUUGGGCUGUGCAAGCUCAACAUGAAGGACUCCGACACCACCAACACGUUCUGCGGGACGCCAGAGUACCUUGCGCCGGAGAUCUUGAGUGGGCACGGAUACAACAAGACGAUCGACUGGUGGACGCUGGGCGUCCUCUUGUACGAGAUGCUCUCCGGUCUCCCUCCGUUCUACGAUGAGGUCACGGAUAAAAUGUAUCAGAAGAUCCUCACCAGCCCCCUUGUCUUUGGCGACGAGAUUGGCUCGCAGGCACGGAGCAUCUUGACAGGUCUUCUGACGCGCGACCCCACGCAGCGUCUCGGUCUCAACGGCGCGGACGAGAUCCGGAAGCACCCCUUCUUCGCGAAGAACAUUGACUUUGAGAAGCUCGUGCAGAAGAAGAUCCAACCGCCUUUCAAACCCAGCGUCACCAGUCCUGUGGAUGUGUCCAACUUCGACACCGUGUUCACGACUGAAGCUCCCAUGGACAGUGUCGUUGAGGGUUCUCAGCUCUCGCAGACCGUUCAGGCACAGUUCGCUGGCUUCUCUUACGAUGGGUCCAACAUGCCUGUCAGCCCCGUCUAACCAUUUCUCCGUUCCGUCAUCUCAACCGCAUAUCCCAUCCUAGUAAUCGCCCGCAAUCUACUGCUAUCUCCACCCGUACACACUAUGCAGGAUCUCUUAACCUAUCCCCGCUGUAUUCGCUCGUUCUGGUAUCGGUGCUCUGUUGGAAGUCGUCCCUCGUUAUUCACAUCUGUCGGUCCCCCUCUCGCCACUCCGUUGCUUGCGCCCCGUACCUGCUGUAACACACGCUCGUUCUAAUCUAAUAUUCGGAGAUUUAGACCAUGGAUAGGUCGAGAUCGAGUCAAGGACAUGAC